Molecule: messenger RNA, 2438 nt
Organism: Effrenium voratum
Lineage: Eukaryota; Dinophyceae; Suessiales; Symbiodiniaceae
Source: the annotation of a GenBank genome assembly
GGAUUCCCUUGGAAUUCUUUGCACUUCACAAUGGCUGGGCGUACCUUGCUGGAGGAGCUAGAGCAGGAUGAGGAACUUUCGCUUGCAGCGGCCAUCGUGCAAAAUGCCAGGCCUGGCACAAGAUGUUAUGAGCUUCGCAAUCGCCUCACCGGCCGCCACGGGCGUGAAGUGACUCUGCUCGUGCCCGUCAACCGCGCCAUCACCAAAGCAGCGGAGGCUAGAAGGACAACGAUAGAGCUAUUUUGCAAGACACCAGAGGUAGCAGAUCUGAUUGCUGGCCAUGCAGUUUUGGACAGAUGGCCGCUUGCUGCCCUGCGAAUGCUGGGAACGUCGCUGGACAGCCUGCGUGGCUCCACUAUGCAGCUAUUGUUCAUGCCGAGUGGCGACGGGAGGGUGAGUGUGCGAGUCGCUGAAUCUGGAGAGCGUCCGACGCGUCUAAGUGCUGGCGAUAUUUCUUGCCGCAACGGACUCCUUCACAAGAUUGGGCGAUUGCUGACACCUUCUCGACAGGCUUGGCGGAGUGCCGCAAGCCAGCAGGAGGCCUUGGAGAGAUCCGUAGCAGCAAAGCAUGAGAUGAUGAAGGAUCGCAUGGAACUGAAUAGAAAGACACGGCCUGGCCCUCCACUUCCAGGUCCGAUUUCCAAGGCCCUGGAAGCUCGACGUACGGUUUCUGCACAUGAUCGUCAACGUGCUCAAGCUUUCGCCCCUCUUUAUGGAGAUGACUAUGAUCGGCUCUUACAAGGAACCGAGGCUCUACACAGGCAACAAGCCGCUGCCACCACGACGCGAUAGCUCUGCGCACCGCACGGCUCCGAAGGUCACACAGGACAGGAUCCAUGCUGAACAAGAGCCGACUCUGGAGCAUGUUUGGGAGGAGUGGGAACCUCUGAAGAAGGAAGAAGUGAGACUCAGGUCAGAGCUCAAAGAAUACCAGGAUUACCUUCAAUCCAAGGAGUCCGUCAUUGCUGAGCACGCCUCACUUGUCCGCGAGGUGCUGCCACCAUCAGGAUUGUCAUGGGCAGUUCGCCCAAACAAGGUGCUGGAUUUGGCUUUGCUACGCGAUGAUCAUCAGCGGCUACUUUCUAGCCUUUGUCGUCACGACCCGCAGCUUGUCGAAUCGGAGGUGGUGGUCGCGGGCCGCGUCAUUCCUGCCCACAGCCGGCUUUGCCAAGAGGUGCUGCCAUGGACCUCCAAGCAAUGGAUACGCGUGGAACUGCCAGACGUUCCUUGCGAUGCGUUUCCUUUAUGGAGUGUGCCAUUUGACAACAGAGGCAUUGAGUCAAGGUUGCAGCACUUGGAGGCGCAUUUGAUGGCUGAGCAGUUGGGAUUGCAAUUGGCGCCGAUGCAGGGCGAGUCUUCCAAGCUGGAGCAGCUAUACUCUGAUAACGAGAAGGGGAUUUCCUUGGCUGAGCUGUUCAACUGGUUCGACAAGCAUGGCGUGCGAUGGGGACUUCAUGAGCAACGCGGUUUUUUGCGCUUGUGCGAGGCCCUGGGAGUGCUGGAAGCACCAGAACGCGCAGGUCCUGCGCGGUUGCAGACCCGGUCGCAGGAGACCGAAGACAUACCAGAAUUGAUUCAGAGACGCAUCCAGAGAAAGAUGGUGUCGACAGUGCUGAAUUUGCCAAAGCUGCCCGAGGAGCAUGCGGACUUGCAAGCCCUGCUUGGUCACUUGCGGCACAUGGCUGGCACAACAGGAAAUCCUGCUCAAGGACUCAAGCAAGAGGUCAGCGCUCAGUCGGCCUGGCUGGCUGCUCUCAAGGGCAGGCUUCACGUGCUGGAGUCCGGUUUGCCAAGUCCCUGGUCCCCGCCGGUGGACCUUUGGCAGGACCUCAUUGGUGCGCAACCACCUAGCACCACACCGGAGGCGUUGCUGGACAUAGUCUCCACUGCGCUUGCAGAAGCUCGGCGCAAGGCCGUACAGCGGGCAGAGGCGGCUGCCGUGGCAACAGAGGCGGUGAAAGCGAGCGCUGAUGGUAAGUUCCGUCAGGUUGCGUGGCUGGAGGCGCAGGCUGCUGCCAAAGAGGCAGAAGCUGAAUUGCUUGAACAGCACUUGCAGGAGCAGGCGGAACGUCUCAAGGAGUAUGAGGUUGAGCGGCGGCGAGGUCAAAACGGCGCCAGCAUGUUGGGUGUCCUGGAAGCAGAGGAGGCUGCACACCGUGCUAGUGCGAUUGCACUGCAGCAGCAUGCGCGCAAGGUGCAGAGGGCUUGGCGAAGCCGACAGCGUCAGGGACGACUGAAGCUUGGAGCGGUGCUUUUCCUCCAGUUUCGAGUUCGCCGUUGGCGCAAAAAGCGUCAGAUGGCAGCCAAGAAGAUCCAAGUCCGGUGGUCAACCUUCACGCGGGUCAAGCGUGGCCUUGAAGGCGUUGUGAAGCAGGGCGCCGCCUGCAUGAGCCGUUUGCAGAAGUCAGCAGCCCGCUAACAUAGCGCCACAGUCUGAG